AUGGCAACCCGCUGCACCGCUUCGUCCCGGUUGGGCCUGCCCACCAUUCUGCGCGGCCUCUUCCGGGCCGAGUUUGCUGGUGACUUGCGCAUUCCAAGCACCCUCCCCAAUCGCAGUCCGCUCGCCUCACGCCCCCAUCUACCUCGAGGACUGCAGCACUCACGGCAGUUCAGCACAAUCCCGACCCUGCGCGAUGCUCAAGACAUUGUGUUCGAUCUCACGACGCCAGCCGGGGCUCCUCCUGAAACGAAACCCACGGAGAGACUCGAGUCUGGAAGGUCAGGAAAGGGGAGAAGGGCCAGAGAAAACGCCAAGGCAAUAAGGAGCGAGUCUACAUCCGAUCCCACCAAGAAGAAAAAGAAACUCGAGCACUGGCAAAUGCAGAAAGAAGCCCUCAAGCAGAAAUUCCCCGUCGGCUGGAGCCCGAUGAAGAAGCUGUCCCCCGACGCGCUGGAGGGCAUCCGCCACCUGCAUGCGACUGCCCCUGAUCGAUUCACGACGCCCGUGCUGGCGAAUCAGUUCCAAGUCUCGCCCGAGGCCAUUCGCCGCAUCCUAAAGGGAAAGUGGCGGCCGUCGGAGGAUGAGAUCGAGAAACGGCGGGUGCGAUGGGAGAAACGACACGACCGUAUAUGGGGACGAAAGGCGGAGCUGGGACUGCGCACACCGACCGAGCGCAGUAAAGCCUUGACCGACUCGAAUAUUUUGUAUGAUCAGAAUUAG
This is a messenger RNA of Penicillium lagena, 720 nucleotides long. It is a transcript of the gene rrg9, whose product is annotated as mitochondrial ribosome assembly protein RRG9. The transcript has a single exon. NCBI's taxonomy places the organism in Eukaryota, Fungi, Ascomycota, Eurotiomycetes, Eurotiales, Aspergillaceae. Bases 1 to 720 code for a protein of 239 amino acids. The record is from RefSeq and is a predicted model, not a curated record. Gene Ontology annotation, cellular component: nucleus.